UUUUUUUUUUUUUACUGCGGUAAACAGGUGAUACAUAAUGAUGAAUAAAAAGGCUUUCAUUGAAUGCGUUAUAUCUCUUUCAUACAUAAAAUGCUAUCAGAUAACACCUGCUCACUGUCAGUUGAACUCUUGCCAGAGUUUGGUUGGUCGAUUAACAAUAAAUCUAUUUAUGGACCAUGCUCUGUAUUUCAAGGAAAUGUAAAAUUAAACAUAAAAUCAUUAGACCUUGUUAUUAAAAGGGUUCGACUUGUCUUCCAUGCUUUCGAAACCAUUCUACCAUUUGACAUAUCUCCUGGUAUAAUACGUGCUACUAAAGAGAAUAUUUUUUGUGUACAGCAUAUCCUUUGGGAAUCCAAUGAACAGGCUUUGACGCUAAACAAAAGAUCAGAAUAUUCUUUCCCUUUCAUUGUUCAGAUGCCUUUAAUUCAGUUUCCUCCUUCUGUAAAUCAUCCUAACUAUCAAUGUGAUUAUCAAAUCAUUGCAAUUCUGGACACACCUUCUUCUUUACUCAAGGGCACAUCUCAACCCAUUCGUACCUUUACUUCUAUCCUUUACAUGCCAUUUAUCGAUACAACCCUGUUGAAGUCACCCUUCAUGGCAGAGGCUCAAAAGGGACCUUUGUCAGUCAAGGUGAGAAUGCAUACGUGCGACUAUGUGCCGAAUGAUAGUCUAUCUCUUUAUAUACGAGUAGACAGUAGUAAUAACAAAACAAGUUUGAAAAAAAGAAUAAGCGGUACUGAAUCUCUGUCAUAUGUAUCCAUAAAACUCAAACUUAUUCAGAUAAUGCAUGUGGUUGCCUUUGAUGAUAUAAGUGAUCAAACUCGGGUUAUUACAACUAAAACCCAUAAAUUACUGUUGAUAAACACUUUAGACAAUCAACAAAGUUCUUAUUGCGAGGCUGAUUUAAAACUAGCUAUUCCUGCGGAUAUUACACCUUCUUAUGAUUAUGGCAGGCUCGUUCGUUUUUCAUAUAGACUUCAAAUUAACGUAGAACAAAAGAGGCUCUUUGGUGGAAUAUGGAACUAUAAUGUGCGCUUAAAUGAUAUACCCAUCACUAUCGGUACUCUAGGCUAUGGGAUCAAGAGCUCGAGUGAUCUUGAGGCUUAUUCUGUCUUUCAACAAGAAGGAUCAGAUACUAAUUUAAAACCCAAAUUUAUAAAGGUAAUUGAAUACGAGGAUGCACUACCCAUAUACGAUCCUAGUCAAUUACCAUCUUAUGAAUCUUUUAUAUCAAAUAUACCAGCAAAUUAGCAAAGCCUUCUUCAUUGUAAAUAAUAUGAUAUACAGUUUAUUAUUAUUAAGAUAUUAUCUAUGAAAUAAAAUUGUUAUAUAGAAAAGAUUACUAGUAGUUCAUAAAAGUACAUUUACAAGCAAAGAUGUAUUGUAAAGAUUGGUUUAAUUAUAUUAAUGUACAUGUAGGUAGAGAAGCUGGCUUAAUGUGCGUAAUGAUGAG
Cokeromyces recurvatus is the source of this 1453-nucleotide messenger RNA. RefSeq lists its product as uncharacterized. The transcript has 2 exons. The record is from RefSeq and is a predicted model, not a curated record. Gene Ontology annotation, cellular component: cytoplasm. Gene Ontology annotation, biological process: protein transport. NCBI's taxonomy places the organism in Eukaryota, Fungi, Mucoromycota, Mucoromycetes, Mucorales, Mucoraceae. The coding region runs from base 64 to 1251 and encodes 395 amino acids.